Messenger RNA from Ruditapes philippinarum (Manila clam), 3442 nucleotides. RefSeq names its product ferroxidase HEPHL1-like. Gene Ontology annotation, cellular component: plasma membrane. The record is from RefSeq and is a predicted model, not a curated record. Gene Ontology annotation, biological process: iron ion transport. Bases 62 to 3313 code for a protein of 1083 amino acids. Gene Ontology annotation, molecular function: oxidoreductase activity; copper ion binding. NCBI's taxonomy places the organism in Eukaryota, Metazoa, Mollusca, Bivalvia, Venerida, Veneridae. The transcript is spliced from 13 exons.
GGUUAUUAUUGUAUAAGAUAUCGAAUAAACCGCAUUAGAAGCUAGAGACAUUUUAUUAAUUAUGGAAGCGGUACAUGUUUUAAGUUUAUUGUGUCUGCUAGUCAAUGUUAACUUUGCGUUUAUAGUACCCGGACAGAGAACAGACGGGUUUGAGGUGAGGAACGUCCGCAACUAUUAUCUACAGGCGGAGAAAACAGACUGGGACUAUUUACCGUACCAUCAGAAUCUUGUCAACUUCUAUGAUGAUUAUCUUAACGACACCUUGGUCAACGGACCUGACAGGGUAGGGAGUAUAUACAGUAAAUAUGUUUACAAACGUUAUACAGACGACACCUACACGCAAGAGAUUCCGUCACAUCCGUCUUUUGGUUAUGUUGGACCACUUCUACACGGUGAGGUAGGGGAGGUCAUUCGAGUUCACUUCCGGAACACAGUGGAUAGACCGGUGUCUGUACAUCCACAUGGCGUCCGAUAUAACAAAGUUAAUGAAGGUGCUUUAUAUACUGACAAUACCAAUCAAACAGAGCACAUUGAUGAUGGAACAUUGCCCGGAAGUAAUAUAACACUCACGUGGAAAUUGACGUCUGACUUUGCACCACGUGACGAUGAUCCUAACUGUAUACCAUUCGCCUAUCACUCGCACGUGGACCCUGACCGGGAAGUUAACGCAGGACUUCUGGGUCUUGUCAUUGUUUGUAAACAAGGAAUUUUAAAUAGCAAUCACGAGCGAACAGACGUGGACAAAGAGUUUAUGCUGUACUUUGAUUCUAUUAACGAAGGCGAAUCAUGGUUACUUGACGAGAACCUUAGGCGCUGUCAGGAUCCUGCAGAAUGCAAGCGUCUAUUAGAUGCGGCUGAUCCUGAUUUUGAAGAGAGUUUAAAGAAGGAUUCCAUAAAUGGGUUCAUGUAUGGAAAUAUGCCGGGGUUGAGUGCUUGCAACGGGGACAAGAUUGCAUGGUAUAUCUUCUCACUAAGUGCCGAACUCCACCCUGUUAAUAUCAUGGGACAAACGUUUAUCGAAAACCAUCAAAGGAAAAGUGUUGUCAGUAUUUGGUCUGCUACAUUUCGAGCAGCCGAAAUGGUCGCUAGAAACCCAGGAAGUUGGCUCAUUCAGUGCAUGAACUCAGAACAUAACCGAAAUGGAAUGGAAGUAUUUUUUACAGUCAAGUCAUGUUAUAGUAAAACCCCUGUACAGGACCAGCUCAGUGGUAACAUCCGGCACUAUUACCUCGCUGCAGAACUCGAGGAAUGGGACUACGCCCCUUCCGGUAUGAAUCUUUACGACGGCAAAGAUCUCACAGAACCAGGAAGUGAAUCAGAACUCUAUUAUUCUACGAAUGUAAACGGAAAGAAGCUUAUUGGACGGAAAUACAAGAAGGCCAGGUUCCAUGAGUAUACAGAUGUGCAGUACGGGGAAAAAAUGAAUCGCUCAAAGCGCGAGGAGCACCUUGGAAUUCUGGGACCUGUCAUACGAGCGGAAGUAGGUGAUACAAUACAAGUGCUAUUAAUAAACCUCACUCCGAAGCCGGUAUCAAUAUAUUUACAGGGAACUAGCCUAAACAGCACACAAAAUGGACAAUGGAUAAAACAAGCAUUCACUAAUAAAGGCAUUGGUCAUGUGGUUACAUCUGGCAAUAUUGGAUCGUAUGUAUUUACUGUCCCAUGGGCUCUAGCCCCGGGCACAGAUGACCCGGAUUGUCUAACCUUCAUAUAUUACUCAAGUUAUGACAUGGAACGUGACGUCAGUUCCGGACUGAUUGGUCCCCUUCUUAUUUGCAAGCAGGGAUCCUUAGAUUCCUACUCUGGUAGACAGAAAUACGUGGAUCGUGAGAUGUUUUUGUAUAUCUCAAGUAUUGAUGAAAACUUCUCCUGGUAUAUCGAUGAUAAUAUAAACACUUAUAUCAAAGAUACAGUCGACACAUCAGACGAGGACUUUGUUGAAUCAAAUGUAAUGAGAGCUAUAAACGGGAGAGCCUAUGGUAACUUAGAUGGUCUAGAAGUCUGUAAAGAUGAAAAGGUAGUAUGGCAUAUCGUUAGUUUUGGCCAGACGGAAGGAAAUCAUGGCGUUACAUUUAAUGGCAAUAACGUACUUAUAGACGGCGUUUAUCGUGACUCACACGUUAUCAUAUCAGGUGUUGGUUUUAGUGGUAUGAUGAAACCCAGCAAUGUCGGAAACUGGUCUAUACACUGUCACAACGACAACCAUUAUAAUGAAGGUAUGAAGGUGAUGUAUCAUGUGGACGCCUGUGGAAAAUCUACCACAAACUUCUACCAACAGAGCGGGAUAACCAGACGUUACUAUAUCGCGGCAGUAGAACAAAAAUGGAACUACUCGCCCAAAACCAUCCAUCCACUGACCGGAGAAAACUACAGUGAUCCCUCCAAUCCACAAUAUAAUCGAAUCCAAAAAGAUGGCAUAUACGUUGGUAGUGUAUAUACGAAGGCCCUGUACCGUGAAUAUACGGACGCCACCUUUACUCAAGAAAAACCGGUAACUGCGGAACGCUGGCACCUAGGUGUGAUUGGACCUUUCAUUAAAGCCGGCGUCGGUGAUGUUAUUGAAGUCGUUUUUAAAAAUAUGGCGACAAGAAAAUAUUCCAUGCAUGCGCAAGGACUCAGGUACAAUAAAACUUACGAAGGAAUGAAAUACGAAGAUGGAACGCCGGUGAAAAUUGGUGACGGUGUUCCACCGGGAUCAACGUUCACAUAUCGCUGGGAGGUACCGGAAACUUCAGGUCCGGGUGCGAAUGGACCAAACUGUAUAAAUUACAUGUAUCAUUCCGCGGUCGAUCCGGUGAAAGACACGUACUCUGGUCUCGUCGGGCCAAUAGUCGUGUGUCGAAGUGGAGUCUUAGAUGUACACGGGAAAAGAACUGACUCGGUAGAAAAAGAAUUUGCUCUUCUGUUUCAAGCGUUUGAUGAAAAUAGAAGCUGGUAUUUGGCUCAGAAUGUUUUAGAAAAUUGCCCAUCAGCAGAUACCAGUACAGAUGAUUUCGUGGAAAGCAAUAAGUAUGAUUCUAUAAAUGGACUGAUAUAUAACAAUGUUGAAGGUUUAGUUGCAAAUAGAGGUGACAAUAUAGCAUGGUAUAUACUAGGACUGGGAGUAAAUGAGGAUAUUCACACCGUACAUUUUCACGGACAGACGUACACAUACCGUACCGGACAGACGCACGAAGGAGAUGUUAUUGAGGUGUUUCCCGGAACUUACGAAACUGUUGAAAUGUUUGCUACAAAUCCUGGUACAUGGCUGUUCCAUUGUCACGUGGGUGAGCAUACACGUGACGGCAUGGUUGGCACAUACACUAUUUUGUAACUCUUAUAUUUACACUAUUUGAGUUUUCAAAUAAGUUAUUAAGUUGUUAAGUAGUUGUUAUUUAUAACUUGUAAUAUCAUACAAUGUAUGAAAUGUUAUUUUUUAAUAAACGAAUGUUGCGAGUUUGAA